UUGUUGAAUAGGCGCAAAAUCGCUCUGUGCACACAUCCUACUCAGGCGAGAGAGCGAGAAGUUAAAUGUUGCGGUUGAACACGUUGACACACGACUGUCUCUGUUCGAGGAGCUCCACUUCGUUAGUCGGACAAACAAACCUCGAGCCCUCCGCUUCACUAGUCUCGCCCCGCGUCGCGGACAAUGCUGAAGCAAGUGGCGGCUAACGCUCGCUAGCUCGACUCCUUCACCAGCGAUGUCCGCUCUCCCGCAGAAUAACCUGCAGGAGCAGCUGGCGAGGCACAGCAGCAGCGCUCCGAGCAGGCUGUCUCUGGCCAAACCCAAACCGGGGGCCUUUUCUUUCAAGAAGAAGUCCUCGUCGGGUACGACAAAGGUGGAAGUCCAAACAAAGGUAAACUGCUCAAAUGCUUUGGCAAACAUAGAUGUUAAUGUCUCUAAGAAGAACAGUUUGGUGACUAAAUCUCUUUUGGGAUUUUCGAACAAGCUUGAGAGACCGCAAAAAAUCAACAACUUCUUCCCUGUAACUUCAAAAGGCAAGUCGGACUCUGUCAGCUCAGCAGGUACCUGUGCUCCCUCAGCCCACGCUCGUUCAGCAGUGUCUACCGCUCCAGCUAAACAUGAGAGCCAGUCCACUUGUGGAAAUGGCACCGCCACGAGUCUGGAUGCAUCUCUUGGAUUCCCGAUGGACGAGUGGGAUGAUUUUGAUGACUUUGAAACUCCCGUCAAAGCAAAAAAUGACUCCUUCAGUUCAGAAACAUUGGGGAACAGUACCAAGCCGGUCUCCCCCCCUGUCGGAGAAAAAAAUGGAUUCACGGGGAAACUAAACCUUGACGCCUCUGUGAUGACGCCAGACUUGAGCAAGAAGAAUGGUCUUUGUAUGGAAACUGAUGAGCUGGAACACGGUGUCAACAAGGCCGCAGUUUCACCAGCAGAGCUUUUCCUGGAUGAUUCCCCCGUUAAGCCUAGACAACGUCCUCACGCUCACCUGAAGUCUGUCAUGAGCGACAGUGACGAUGACAACGAUGUUGUGUUUGAGCCUUUUGGAGAAAAGACAGAUGAUAAGAAAAAAACAAUUGACCCCACAGUAAUAGAGCUCGAUGAAUACUCGGAGCCUGAGGAUGACAAGGACUACAUUCCCCCUUCACCACCUCCAGAUGUGAUCUCUUAUACGGCUUCUGUAGUGGAGACGAGAUCUAAAAUGACUGACGCUAAAAGCAGGGGCAGCCAAGUACACGCCAAGGGACCCAUCACUGCUCCGCGUGAACCUUUGGUUCAACACUCAAAAGACAAAAUAAACGAGGAGCUUUUCAGUAUCAUGGAUUCCAUCUGCUCUCUGGUUGAUUCCAUCCCUGAAUAUGAACUAAUAGGUCUGUGUUGUGGAAGUGAGCUUUUACUGAAAAGGGCUCAAAGGAAGAGGAUUCUUGCGACUGGUGGCGAUGCUCUGUUCAGGAUGCAGCAGCCAGACAGCACUGUGAUUUCUGAACCCAGCUUAAAAUACAAUUCCUCCGUUGGCUGUGACAUGUCCAGUGUCUUGUCUUCUAGCAGCUCCGUCCCCGUGGACCCAAAAAAACCUCCUCACAUCAGGAGGUCAUCAGUAAUCCCUAUGAACUAUGACUCUCAUCCCUCUGACAGUAUUAUUGACGCGGAGCCCUUGCACAGUAAAGACAGCAGGACAUUACACGUGGAGUAUGAGAGUGUAUGUGACUCUCCAUCACCUCACAACCUCACGGAAUCAUCUUUUAAUUUCUCAAAGAAGCCGAGCACGAACCUGGAUGGCUCAGAUCUCUUCUUCUCACCCAAGAAGCAAGAGGCGAUUUCGCGGAACAAAACAACCGCCGCAGCGACAGAAGACACAGGACCGGACGACUUUGACAUAGACGACUUUGACAUAGACGACUUUAAUGACUCGGACAUCCCCGAUUACUUUGAUGAACCCUCGACUUUGUCUCUGUCUGGACAAAACUCAAGCACUGUGUCCACAACGGUGAGAGAGGGGGGGCCGAGCAAGUCUCUGUGGGAGAAGAAACCAACAACACCUGCGUCUGCGCCCAAGCCUCCAAAGAUCUGCUCCCCUGAGCCCACCUUCAGAAACCCAGCCCACGAUCGAUUCCGAGGGUUCAACUUCCCCCACUCCCAGGAGAUGAUGAAGAUCUUCCACAAGCGUUUUGGUCUGCAUCAGUUCAGGUUCAAUCAACUGGAAGCCAUUAAUGCGACGCUUCAGGGAGAAGACUCGUUCAUCUUGAUGCCCACAGGUGGCGGUAAGAGUUUGUGUUACCAGCUGCCGGCCUGCUUGUCAUCAGGAGUCACCGUCGUUAUCUCGCCACUGAAAUCGCUCAUUGUCGACCAGGUGCAGAAACUCACUACGCUGGAUAUUCCAGCAACAAGUUUGUCUGGUGAUAAAAGUGACAGUGAAGCGGGGAGGAUUUACAUGCAGCUCUCCAGGAAAGACCCCAUCGUUAAACUUCUCUACGUCACACCGGAAAAGGUGAGUGCCAGUCACAAGCUGAUCUCCGCCCUGCACAACCUGUACGAGCGAGGCCUACUAGCCCGGUUCGUCAUAGACGAGGCACACUGCGUCAGUCAGUGGGGCCACGAUUUCCGUCCGGACUACAAGCGGUUGCACGAACUGCGGCAGAAGUUCCCUAAUGUGCGGAUGAUGGCUCUGACGGCCACUGCCACGCCUCGUGUCCAGAAAGAUAUCCUCAACCAGCUGAACAUGACUCAGCCGCAGGUGUUCACCAUGAGUUUCAACCGGACCAACCUGAAGUAUUCUGUGCUGUCCAAGAAACCCAAGAAGGUGGAUGAGGACUGUAUCACCUGGAUCAAGAAGCACUACCCACGUGACUCCGGCAUUGUGUACUGCCUGUCCCGUAACGACUGCGACACCAUGGCCGAGAGCCUCCAGAGAGCAGGGAUAUUAGCACGGUCGUAUCACGCCGGCCUGAGCGACGGCGACAGAGAGUAUGCGCAGACGAAGUGGAUCAAUCAGGACGGCUGCCAGGUCAUCUGUGCCACCAUAGCUUUUGGCAUGGGCAUCGACAAGCCUGACGUGCGCUACGUGAUCCACGCCAGUCUGCCCAAAUCGGUGGAGGGUUACUACCAGGAGUCGGGACGAGCCGGCAGAGACGGAGAGAUCUCUCAUUGCAUACUGUUCUACUCCUACGCCGACGUGCAACGCAUCAAGAGGAUCAUCGGCUUGGACAAAGAAGGUGACAAACACACCAAGGCGACUCAUUUCAACAACCUCCACAGCAUGGUGCACUUCUGCGAGAACAUGAUGGAUUGUAGAAGAAUUCAGCUGCUCGCCUACUUCGGAGAGCUCAACUUCAGCAAGAGCUUCUGUAAAGACCACGCCGACGUGAGCUGCGACAACUGUGCGAAACCCAACCAAUACAAGAUGAGAAAUGUUACCGAAGACGUGACGAAGAUCGUGAGGUUUGUCCAGGAGAACUGCGAGAAAGUCGGAGCGAGGUUCGGCAAGACUGCUCAACAAAACCGGCUGACGCUCAACAUGCUCGUGGAUAUCUUCCUAGGGUCUAAAUCUGCGAAGAUGCAAACUGGAAUGUUUGGGAUGGGAAAAGCCUACUCCAGACAUAACGCCGACCGACUCUUCAAGAAACUGGUCCUGGACAACGUUCUAGUCGAGGACCUGCACAUCACGUACAACGGCCAAGCGGUAUCUUAUACCUCUGCCGGACCAAAGGCCAUGAACGUGCUGUCCGGACACAUGCAGGUGGAGUUCUAUGAGACGGAAAGCGCGUCGAGCAUCAGGAAGCACAAAGCCGCCGUUGCCAAGAACGUCUCGCAGAGAGACGAGAUGGUUCAACAGUGUCUGAAGGAGCUGACCGACCUGUGCAAGCAGCUCGGCAAAGCGUUUGGCAUUCACUACUACAACAUCUUCUCCACCGCUACCUUGAAAAAGAUCGCUGAGAAGCUGUCCUCUGACCCUGAAGUCCUCCUUCAGAUCGACGGUGUGACGGAGGACAAACUGGAGAAAUAUGGAGCUGAGGUCAUUCAAGUCCUACAGAAAUACUCCGAGUGGCAGCUGCCUGCAGGAGAGCAGGCCGACGGUGGUGGGGAACAGUGGAUAGACACGACUCGAGGGCGUGCAAACAUAGAUUACGAUGACGAUGAUGACACAGAGUCCUCCACUUACUUUCGUAAUCAGGGCGCACAGGGACGGAAGAGGAAGAAAGCUCCGUUCUUCCAGUAUUCCAAGAGGAAAGCAUACGGCAAUGCAAGCUCUAACUCCAGGGGUCAAGGCUACAACAGCAAUAAGUCCUGGUCGUCGUCGGCCUCCAGAGGGGGAUCGAGAGCUGCCGGUCGGGGGUCCAGGAGCACCGCAGGAGACGCGUCAGCGGGCAGGAGACCGGGCUUCCUGGCGGCCCCCACCCCUCAAACCAAACAGCGGCCCUUCUUAAAACCAACCUUUUCCCACUUGAGCUGAGGCGUUCCUCAGGGAAACUGCUCAUUCAUAACAUUCUCAAACCAGAUGGUGUCACUAACAGUUGUCAAGGGUCUACCUCUAAUUUCACAACUGAAUCUGUUCUUCACAGUUGUCACGGUGUUGGUCCUGAUUGUAUAUUGAUUGUUGUAAAAUGUUUGUAUUAAAGUUAAAUGGGAUUUUUAAUAACGCUAA
Scophthalmus maximus (turbot) is the source of this 4639-nucleotide messenger RNA. RefSeq names its product BLM RecQ like helicase (gene blm). Gene Ontology annotation, cellular component: nucleus; cytoplasm; chromosome. The coding region runs from base 236 to 4447 and encodes 1403 amino acids. NCBI's taxonomy places the organism in Eukaryota, Metazoa, Chordata, Actinopteri, Pleuronectiformes, Scophthalmidae. The record is from RefSeq and is a predicted model, not a curated record. Gene Ontology annotation, biological process: DNA replication; telomere maintenance; double-strand break repair via homologous recombination. Gene Ontology annotation, molecular function: hydrolase activity, acting on acid anhydrides, in phosphorus-containing anhydrides; ATP binding; DNA binding. The transcript has 21 exons.